GCCGGCGGAGCAGCGCGGCAGAGAUAGAGGCAGAAGUUAACUUCCACCUGCCCUGAAGCCGCUGCUGCGCCGGCGGGAGGAGGCGGGGGCGGAGGCGGAGGCAGGCGGGGCAGCAGAGGACCCGGCUCUGGCAGCCUCCGAGGGUCCGGCUGGGUGCAAUUCCCCCCUAAUCCCCGCCACGGCGGCGCUUCUCUGGCCGAGCCAUGUCUGCGGCUUCCCCGCCAUGCCGAGCCUAGUGGAGAGCGGGAGGACUGGCGGCCGAGAGGCGCACAAAAUGAAGACCCUGAUGCGCCACGGGCUGGCCGUCUGCCUGGCUCUCACCACCAUGUGUACCAGCUUGUUGCUCAUGUACGGCGGCAUCGGCGGCAGCGGGGGCCACCCGGAGCCGCGGCGGCGGCAGCAACAGCAGCGGGUGGCGGCGGUGCCCAGCCGCCCGCCGGGACGCGGCCAGGACCACCCGGCGAUCCCCGUCGGGGCUGGUCUCCUGGAGGGCUACAUCAGCGUCCUGGAGCACAAGCCUUUAAAAAUGCACUGCAAGAGUUGCGCAUUGGUAACCAGCUCUGGACACCUGCUGGGAAGUAAACAAGGUGACAGAAUUGACGAGACAGAGUGUGUAAUACGAAUGAAUGAUGCACCUACUCGAGGUUAUGGCAGAGAUGUUGGAAACAGAACAAGCCUUCGAGUCAUCGCACACUCCAGCAUUCAGAGGAUCUUGCGAAACCGCAACGAACUCUUAAAUAUGAGCCAUGGGGCCGUGUUCAUCUUCUGGGGUCCCAGCAGCUACAUGAGGAGAGAUGGUAAAGGCUUGGUGUAUAAUAAUCUGCAGCUGAUGAAUCAGAUACUGCCUCAAUUAAAAGCGUAUAUGAUUUCCCGCCACAAGAUGCUUCAAUUUGAUGACCUUUUUAAACGGGAAACUGGGAAAGACAGGAAGAUAUCCAACACUUGGCUUAGCACGGGCUGGUUCACAAUGACUAUCGCAUUAGAGCUCUGUGACAGGAUAAAUGUUUAUGGCAUGGUGCCACCGGAUUUCUGCAGGGAUCCUAAUCAUCUUUCAGUACCUUACCAUUAUUACGAACCUCUGGGACCUGAUGAAUGCACAAUGUACAUUUCCCACGAGCGGGGCCGAAAGGGCAGCCACCAUCGUUUCAUCACAGAGAAACGAGUGUUCGAGAACUGGGCACGGACAUUCAACAUUCACUUCUUCCAACCAGACUGGAAACCAGAACCACUCACUGCAAAUCACCCCGAGAGUAAACCCGUGGUCUGAGGGAGGAAUGCACAAGACUGCGAUCACAGUCACCUACUGUAUCUGCCUUCGGGGGAUGUUGGACCUUCUUGGACAGGAAGGCAGCCUUAAAGGAGAAGGGGAACAGGAUUUGCAGCUGAUGACUGAGACAAUGGUCAGGAAGUUAUGACAAAAGAAUAGAGCAGCUCAAGAGUACUUUCUGUCAGACUGUGUAUUAAUCUAGUAUAAAAGCCUUUUUUUGGCCUUCUGACUACUUCCUGUGCGUGUAUGUGAUUUGUGGAAAAAAGCAAACUUGAGUAUCAUUAAUGGAUGGUUAAUUCAUUACAGUUUUUUAAAGUACGAUGCCACUGAAUUUUCAUAGUGAAAACUUAACGAUAUUUAUUUAAUGGAGGUUUUUAUGCAACCUAGGCCAGUAUUUUUCUAACUCACAGUCAAUGUGGUGGUUUAACUUUCAUAAUCUUUCCAAUUCAAAAUGAAUAUUGCUGAUGGUUUGAAAGGCCUAGCUUUUUAUUUAUAAAAUUUGUUUGGGAAAAUAUGAUUCUGUACAGCAUGUAAUUAAUAUUUGAUCUGGAAAUGUUGCAUUUCUUUUAAAAAUUUUGGGCUCUGUUCCAGCCUAAAGCCUUUAACAGCAAGAGUGGUCCCAUGUGCAGAGCUGGCUAACUUUACAUUUUGACAUCUCAUGCUAAUAUGAGAACAGUAGUGAAAAUUCUGUUUGAUAUUAAUGUGCAUUGGCUGCUCUGCCAUCAAGCUGCUGCUUUUUAAUUAGGGGUGGGAGGAAGAAGGGCAAAGUUUAUCCAAAAAAUUCACUGCUUGUAGCAGCAUGCUUUUCAGUGAAGAGAUCAGGAUCAGGCUGGAGGGCUUGUGUUCUGUUUUUGCUUCUCCUAGUCCUGUGAGAGGCUGAAGCAGCAAAAACCUCCUGAGCCAACAGACCACAAAGCAGGCAACAACUGCUCCAAACAUGACCAGAUUUCUGAAAUCACGAAGACAAACUACCAGGUACUACACUAUCAGCCAUACUAGCUAAAAAGAUACAAAAAUCUCUGUCUUCCACUGUUCCAAAAUCAUCACAGAUCUCAGAGAUCCUGGAUCACAUUGAAGUUGGGAUGUGGAAAGCGCUCUAUGAGUACAAAAUGGUCCCCUUGAAAAGAGCAAAGUCAGCAGUUUCUUCAUGAAGUGCAUGGCAAGUCCCUGUGAACCAAGGGGAUGGACAAUGCUGGUGCUGUACAUGGAACCUCACAGUGUGAAUUACUGGGUUACAUUUGGCUUGUGAAUAAAGAAGAUUUCAGUUACA
Molecule: messenger RNA, 2537 nt
Organism: Dryobates pubescens (Downy woodpecker)
Lineage: Eukaryota; Metazoa; Chordata; Aves; Piciformes; Picidae
Gene: ST6GALNAC5
Product: ST6 N-acetylgalactosaminide alpha-2,6-sialyltransferase 5
Exons: 5
Coding region: 224-1267 (347 amino acids)
Biological process (GO): oligosaccharide metabolic process; ganglioside biosynthetic process
Molecular function (GO): alpha-N-acetylgalactosaminide alpha-2,6-sialyltransferase activity
Source: RefSeq, a predicted model, not a curated record